This is a messenger RNA of Corticium candelabrum, 2596 nucleotides long. RefSeq lists its product as uncharacterized. The transcript is spliced from 3 exons. Bases 457 to 2460 code for a protein of 667 amino acids. NCBI's taxonomy places the organism in Eukaryota, Metazoa, Porifera, Homoscleromorpha, Homosclerophorida, Plakinidae. The record is from RefSeq and is a predicted model, not a curated record.
AAGCAGCGUCAACGUUUCCUACGAAUCUUUCUUGCAAGACGACGUCGAUCGUUCAUCAUCAGUCCUGCUUAGAACAUAUUGCUCUCUUGAAGAUCGCGGAUGACAUGCUGGUGGUGCGCAUGCAACGGUGCUUAGCUAGAUGCAUGGUCACAUCAGUAUGGGAAUUAUCCGCCUUCUGUUUGUCUUGUUAUCUUGUUUUAAUUAAGUUAAACUCAAAUUUGAUUUGAAUGCUGGCUGUUGUUUUGUCUUGUUUUCCUGCUUCCUGGUUGAUCUUGAUGCACACAAAGCCGGACAAACGUUGUUGCCCAUGCCAUUGUCUCAACUAGAAUCACUAGAAACUAUGUCUAGACCGGGUGCAGGAAAUAGUGUCUAAGCAGGAAAAUUUUGAUACGGAACUCCUGCGCAGAAUAUCUGCUCACCCACUAGACCAGUUACCCAGUUUUUCUGCUCCUCAUCAUGCUCACCUCCCUGCGUUGCGUUUUCAUACUUGCUCUCCAUCUAGAGCUACUACUUCACCACUCAUCUCAUGCAGCAACGGCUGCUCCGUUUACAUGCGAGCCGCCGACUCCUCAGGCCAACGCUCCAAGCCUUCCCGACAUUUCCAACCAGUUUGAAGCAACGGUUACUGCCAAUAUUGAAAACAAAGGCUACAAGGUAAGAGUAAAAGAGUACUACGAUGACGUCAACAACAGAGGAAGGCUCGACACGCUGGCAAAUGGAAUCAUUCCGGCACUAACGCGCAUCUACACGUUCACCGACAAACAGUGGUACAAGAUCAACGGGUCAGACUGUACGGUGCACGACCUCACACCCGACUCUCCAUUUUUGGCAUUUCCGUUUCGUUUCGACAAUCAGAGCAAUGCGCACGUGCUCGGCAUCGCUGACGUUCUCAACUUUGGAAGACAAUAUGGCGACGUCUAUGCGGGAAAAGAGACCAUAGAAGGAAAAAAAGUCGAUCAUUGGAAAACAUGUCUGAGAGACGACGAUGGAAACUUGAUGAUGAGCAUGGACUGGUACUUCGCUGUCAGUGAAAAUGGAAGUUCAAGGCAUGGCACACCAGUGCGACUCGUUAUUGAGGGAAUCUCUGAUGGCCCUGAUGACAACAGUAACGAUCUUGCUAAUGGUGACGACGAGGAUGAUAGGGAUGACGGAAACAGUGAUGAUGUUGAUCCAACAGGAUCAAGUAGUCACCAUUUUCGACACACUUAUGAUUUCACUUCGUUCACUGCCGGACCACCAGACGCCUCUUUAUUUCGAGUCCCUCGUAACAUUCAUUGUCAUCCCUAUGGAAGUCAUAAACAACUACCAAAACUCCCUGAUAAAUAUUCAGUCGGUGUGCAGACUAUCUACCAGGAAAUCGGAUUAGUUCAACACGGUUUGGAAUAUGUCAGUUAUACCAACAAAAAGAUUGUUGAUCACACUGGAGUGUUUUCCGUUGUCAACGACUACAGAUUGGGUGUGAGCUUUUCGGUCGAUCAAAUCAACUGCACGGUAUUCAAACUCACUGCAGCAAAUGCGAAUCACAUCCUACCAUUCUUGACCCAACCGGCACCUAUAACCGACAAAAAUCAGCAUCUAGAGAUGAAAUCUAGUCACGACCUAUUCGGUCUAAUCGACCCAAACUCGGUACACUACACCGGCACUCGUGUUGUCAACAACAUUUUGUGUGAUGUCUUCCAAGGUAACACGUCAAUCGAUGGCAAUACAACUAUCAUCAUCGAGAUAUCGUUUGCAAAGAGAUCAGUAAGUUACAUGUCUCAAAACUUGCUAGAAGAGCAUCAAGUCCCUAUAAAAUAUGAGGUGUACACGAGAGGUCAAGGCGAUGAAACGCCAAACCUUCACGUCAUCUAUAACCUCUACGACUUCGAUGUUCAGCCGCGGUUUGAGCCAACAGUGGACACGUCGUCUUGUUACAAAGACAAACAGACUGUCCUUUUCUUGAUAAAUGGAAGGUACGACGAAUUCGAGGAAUUCAGCAAGCAAUUGUUUGUACAGAAUGCUCGGACUAGUAUCGCAGCUGCUGCUCGAAUCGAUAAAUCUCGAGUCACCGAUGUGAAACCUGUUACGCAUGAUAAGGGAGUUAUGGUGCAGGUCACUCUGCUCGACAAGCUACCCAUUGAUACGUACGUCGAGACAGGAGUAGAACUACAGGAUGCUGUAAGGAACCUUAAACAAGCUGCAGACAAUGGACAAGUUGUUGUCAACGUUAUGCCCGAUAGACAGUAUAUGAGCCAGAGAUCAUUAGACAACAAUGGCUGCAGCAUAGACUUGGUGCAUAUAUGUAGCUGUGCCUCUCCAUACGAUAAAACAAAAAUAAUUGGGAUGACAGCUGGGAUAACAGUUGCAACACUAAUCGUUGCUGUUCUUCUGGGUAUCGGCAUUUUCUUUAUCGUCAAAAAACGAUGUGGUAAAUCUCAAAUGUCAUAUGAGACACAAAUGGACGAAAAACCGGUCGUUUGAGACAUUUGGUAACACAAUAGAUAGACACUAGAGAAACAAUACAAUCAAAGUUGUGAUUUUAAGUGACUGUGUAUUGCUUUACACGAUGAAACCAACUGUGUACAUGCGACUUAACUAUAACUUAGUUGAUGACAAA